AUGAAAGGGUUUCAGAAAUGUAGUAGACGAUUUCAACAUAGUGCUAUACCCUUUGACAUCACUAGGAUCCCCAAUUUUACCAAGUAUUCGGCUGUGAAGCCUAUAAAUGAAGAGCUAGCUCCCUAUGUCGUUGAGACUAUGAAGGCAUUCCCCUCCAGAUCUAAACAUGUUAAUCAACAGCACUACUAUCAUAAUUGGGAGGUAUUAAUUAAAUCUUACGCACAAAAGAGGCCACACCCCAUGUCGCUGACGCAACUGGCUCAGUACUAUGACGAUUCCACUAAAUUAACCAAGCAAAAGAUAAUCAAUUCAGGUAAAUUUGUGAGGGAAGAACUGGCCAUUAGAAUGGCGCAUAAACUGAGUUUACUUCAACAAUUACCGUUUUGCGUGGUGAAUAAUUUCCAUUUCGUUCAAGUCUAUGAAUCUUACUACAAUAUAUUUGAGAGAUUUAGAAAAUUCCCACAGAUCCAAACACUGGAAGACAAUUCUAGAUUUGCAGACUUCUCCAGUCGGAUUCUAAGGGAUUAUAACACUCUAAACUUACCCCAUCUAGUGAUGGGGGCACUUGAGUGUACCGCACUUGGUCUUUACCCACAGGAUAAGAUGGAUGCGUUACUAUCAGACCUUUUGAGAGCGCGUAUUUCAAGAAGAUUGAUUGUUGAGGAGCAUGUUAGCAUUACGAAUAAUUAUCUAAGUGGUAAGAAGGAAAACAAAUUGGUUUUAGGGGAUAUUUUCCAAAAAUGUGCCGCUAAGGAUUACAUAUUAGACGCAAGUCGAGCCUGCCAACGAUUUAUCCAAGACAUGUACUACGACAAAGUUCCACUUCCGGAAUUGAUAAUUAAUGGUGAUGUUGGAUUAAAAUUUUAUUUCCUACCUAUUCAUCUGAGGUAUCUAUUGUACGAGAUUUUGAGAAAUGCUUAUGAAGCCACUACGAAGGAGUUUAUUAGACGAGGGUUAGACAGACCAGAACCAAUCGUAGUCACCAUCAUCCAGAACAGGGAAUCCUUUUUGUUUAGAAUUUCUGACAGGGCAGGUGGAUUUCCCUACAACGACAGAAACAUAUGGUCAUUUGGUAAAUCCAAGGAAAAGGCCCGCGAAUCAUUAUCUAAUUUCCACAAAUUACCAGGCCUGCAAACCGUAUCUAUCUAUGACCAUUUGGAACCUAAUGAAAAUACACCUUCACUGAAUAAACCUUAUAUGAACACAUCAUUGGAUCCCUUGGAUCAUUCGAGUCUCACAGAUAGUGGGUUACAAUUCGAAAAACCACUAGUUAAACUUUUAGAGAGAUCUCAUCGCUACAAACUGGGAAUUGGGUUAGCCAUGUGUAAGGUUUACGCAGACUAUUGGAAUGGUGAUUUGACAUUACAUUCAAUUCAAGGUUACGGUACGGAUGUGGUAUUAAAAUUGGGAAAUCUAAUGAAUCAUACGAGCAAAUUGCAAAUGGACAGGGUAUGA
Zygosaccharomyces rouxii is the source of this 1455-nucleotide messenger RNA. It is a transcript of the gene PKP2, whose product is annotated as protein kinase PKP2. The record is from RefSeq and is a predicted model, not a curated record. The coding region runs from base 1 to 1455 and encodes 484 amino acids. Gene Ontology annotation, molecular function: pyruvate dehydrogenase (acetyl-transferring) kinase activity. Gene Ontology annotation, cellular component: mitochondrion. The transcript has a single exon. Lineage: Eukaryota; Fungi; Ascomycota; Saccharomycetes; Saccharomycetales; Saccharomycetaceae. Gene Ontology annotation, biological process: protein phosphorylation; regulation of glucose metabolic process.